Prorocentrum cordatum is the source of this 1797-nucleotide messenger RNA. Lineage: Eukaryota; Dinophyceae; Prorocentrales; Prorocentraceae. The record is from the annotation of a GenBank genome assembly.
CAAGCAGGCACCAGGCGCCUCAGAAGGGCAGAAGGGCAUGAGAAGGGACGUCAGCAGCAAUGAAGUCGUCGUCAGAGAUCCGUAGCCAUUUUGGCUCAAGCGUAUCACAUCCUACUCAUCCAGUCCCUUGUUGGUGCUGCCAAGUCUUGCGAGCCCGUAGCGCCGACCACUUGCGGCGGCGCCCAGAACAGCCAUGCGACAGGCCGGCCCGCUCCCGCUCCUGCCCCUUGCCUGCCUGUUCCGCGCGGGAUCCGCGGCUCGGUCUUCGGAGGAUCUUGGCGCACUCGAGGCGGACAGCGCAGUCGGCCUCGCCAGCGACGGCGAAGAGUGGCGCAUCUGCAACCCAUUCUCUUCGGAGGUGACGCGCAGGUACUACUUCCAGUCCGUGGAGGAGGACGGCGACCCCACGGCCAUCGAGUUCGUGCGCGACAAGCGCUCUCCGGCGCUGAUCUUCCACAAGCACAGCGAGUGGACCGCGAAGUAUGAAAAGCACAUCGAGACUAAGAGCGGCCCCAACGGCAUCCCGACCAUAUCGAAGGAGUACCGGUCCACGUGGCUGCCGGCGAGUCCUCCGGGCUCCGAGAGGCCUGCAGAAAGGUCGACGCUGCUCCUGGGGGAGAGGUUUGUGGAGUACGUCCGGUGUGUUCCAGUGACCACCCCCGACGGGACGAAGUCGUGCAUCUUGGAGGUCAAGGGCCAGGGCAAGAAGAGCGAGCUCCUCGGGGGCAUGUACUUCCCAGACUUUCUGGCCAGGCAGGCUCUGCGGCACUUCAAGAACGGCAGGGCGGGCGAGGAGCUCCUGGCCCCAGACCCCGAUUGCACCUCGGAGAGCUCCUCGGAGACCGACUGCCAGCUGCGCGUCGCCGCAACGGUGGAAGCUGCACUGGCGGACGAGAGCUUCGACUCCAGCGGCUGGAAGUUCAAGGACAUUCGGAACGCUAAGAUCGGUGCCAUCAUGGGUGGCGGGUUCAUCAUCGGCGGGGUCGUGGGGGGCCCCAUCGGCGCGGUGGUGGGAGGGGGGCUCUCCUCCGCCGCGGUGGGCGUGACCUCGCUGUACAAGUACCUCAUCCGGCAGAAGGACAUGGACCUGAGCGCGAGCGAGAAGAUCUUCGAGAAGCUCCGCUGCAUGAGCAUCUUCAAGACCUGCAGCGGAGACGUCCUCGUCCCGAAGAGCAGGUCGUGCCCGGAGCUCUGAACCUGCAGCCCCCCUGCACGGGAGAGAGGCGGGCAAGGCCCCGCGACGUGGGCCAACGCUGCGGGCACCCCGUCGGUCCUGGCAGCUGGAGGAGGAGGAGAGGAGGUGGUGGAGGAGGAGCUUGUCGAUCGCACUCCCCGCCUGGGAAUCUCACCCGGCCCCGGGUGUAGUCCCGCAGCUGUCCAGGGCCCAGCCCCUCCGCUCGGAGGGGGGCCGCCCACGCCACCGCGGGACAGGCUCAUCAAUCACCGAGCGCCGCCACUAAGUCAUGAAUCGUAACUCCCCCUUGGCGGAUCCAGGCCAUUUGCGAGUAGUUACUGUGCGAGUAGUGGAACGCGUUUGUCUAAUCAAGGACGCCGAGGCGACGCCGCCUUUUUCCCUGCCGCGGCACUCUGACGGGCCACCGUGCGCCGGGCGUGGCACAACGCUGAGGCAACAAAAAAAUGAAGUCAUAGUCAAAGAGGCAGAUUUGGAGUGUCGACCACGAUACGUGCGUAGAGCUUUUUGGUCUGGGCUACAUGCCAGAAAAAAAAGAGAGGUGAGGUCAUUAGACGAUGUUCUGCGGCUAUCGGCGUACUGCAGGUGCUUGAGGUGAAUCUCGU